GUCCCUUUUGUCCAGUCUUUCCUGGCAGUGAGUGAUGACGAGAGAAGAGGGCACCGAAUAAAGUGGAACUGCAGGAACGCCCGGAAUUCACAUCAACUAUCUAGGUAACAAGACUAACUAGACUAACAAGCUGUCCACUCUUCUCUAGGACUAGCUGUGAUGAUGGAGAAAGCUGCACUGCUGCUGUUUUGUUGCCUGGUCAUGUCUUUAUCAGGCUCCCCGCUCUACCCUUCCAUUAGGUUCGGCCAGAGGGAUACAUCCAUCUUGAUGACAUCUUCUAUAAAUAAUCAAGCAGAGAAUCUGGAGAAGCUGCGGGAUGACACAAGUCCUCCCGGGGAGCGAGCAGAGUUACGCUUAGGACGUCACGCUGAUGCCAUCUUUACAAACAGUUACAGGAAAGUCCUGGGUCAGAUCUCUGCCAGGAAGUUCCUUCAGACAAUCAUGGGCAAACGGCUGGGUGAUGAAAGUGAGAGCUACAUGAAGCGUCAGUCAGAUAUCUAUGAAGGGACCUAUAAAGAAGAUCUCACAUCUAUCCAGAGCAAUCAGAGAUACAGAGGAGUGGAUGGGAAUGCCAUGGGGCCCAGACUGCUGAGCUGAGAUUUGUGGAUCGGACACACAGAAAGUUCGCCGCCACUGCACUUUUCAUAACCAUUACUGCUUGUUUUCUUACACUUCCUCCAACCUGUUCUUCACAAAUGAAAAUGAUACUGUCAGUUUUUAUCCCCAUUAAAAGCUGUGAAGAAAACCUGCACCUCAGCUCUGUGGACUGUGGAAAAAAAAAAACGCACAGAGGAACUUUAAGUCAUGCAAUCUCACUUUAACAGAAAUAUUCAGAUGGAACUUUUAUUUAAGUGGCUACUGAAACCAGUGUGGUCAUGCUGAAGUAGGUGGUGUUAACAGAAAGUAAAAUGCAUAAAAAUAAAGGUACAACUUUGAGGUAUUUGUGUGUAAUUGAGGGUUUUCCAUUUUACUUUUUUAACUGCAUUUAUUUGACGGCUAUAGUUAAUAUGACAGAUUAAGACGUUACAUACAAAACACACAGAACCAGAUUAGAUUCACCACAUGAUUUGGGGGCUCAUGUGGUGAAACAUCAGGUUAUGAAACAUGAUGUAUUGACUAAGAUUAAACAACCCAGUGGUGUGUAAAGUAUUUGAUAUGAGCUCCACCUUAACCAGCUACAUUAAGAUGCUGAGAUGCUGAUUGAAUAAUAUGUGUAACAAUGUAACUCUGAAAGCAGCCAGUCUGCAUAAUGACUACUUCAUAUUUUUAUAGCUUCUACACACAGAUGUUUGCACUUACGUUGCCUGGCUCUUCUCAGGGCUGUGUGGGCUCUUACAGAACGCGCUUGAUCGACAUCUCUCAUUGUCCUGUUAAAUUUCGUGGAACCUGUAAAGCUGGGACCCCUGACAGAACUUCAACAACGCAGAUAAUUUGGCACAGCAGGAAAACAUCAGGUGAAAUUAGCAUCAGUAAUGGCUGCACUGCUGUCAGGUUGUUUCAGGACACUGCUGUCGUGUUUGCCGGCUCACUGGUCUGGUUUAACGAGAUGCUUAAAUGGAAUGGAACCAUCAUUGUGUGUUAUUAAUUACAUCGGACCUGUGCCUUUCCUGCCAUGAUGAUUCAACAUGUCUGGCCUACGUGGAGUUACAUCCAGACUGUGUGACCUUAAGAGAGGAAAUGACGUGUUUUUGCUCUUAUAAAUGCAAAGUUACAUUCAUGAAUAAUAAA
This is a messenger RNA of Toxotes jaculatrix (banded archerfish), 1728 nucleotides long. It is a transcript of the gene ghrh, whose product is annotated as growth hormone releasing hormone. The record is from RefSeq and is a predicted model, not a curated record. Gene Ontology annotation, molecular function: growth hormone-releasing hormone activity; growth hormone-releasing hormone receptor binding; neuropeptide hormone activity. The coding region runs from base 160 to 597 and encodes 145 amino acids. The transcript has 6 exons. NCBI's taxonomy places the organism in Eukaryota, Metazoa, Chordata, Actinopteri, Toxotidae. Gene Ontology annotation, biological process: positive regulation of multicellular organism growth; positive regulation of growth hormone secretion; growth hormone secretion. Gene Ontology annotation, cellular component: extracellular region; perikaryon; terminal bouton.